UCUGGGCUGGAAGGCCCCGCCCCUGGGCGGCUGCCCCCGCGAGAGUGCGGUCGUGAAGAGCGAGGUCUGCUCCCGCGCUCGCGCUCGCCUUGCUCUCGACUUCCCUCCGCCAGCUGUCUCGCGUGGCCCGGGUCUCUGGUCGCGCGCGCGGCCUCAGGGCAAGAUGAGGCAGGCGGCGCUGCGGCUUUGUACCACCUUGGGCAAGGGGCUGCGUGCUCCUGGCAGAGGACUCACUCAAGGAUCCGAGAAUCCCGAGAAACAGAGAGUCCUCCACAUGCGUGAAGCAUGUUCACCUAUACAUGUGAAUCACGUUCGUGAUAAGUUGCGGGAGAUAGUAGGAGUCUCCACAAACUGGAGAGACCAUGUGAAAGCAAUGGAGGAAAGAAAAUUACUUCAGAGUUUUUUGGCUCAGUCACAGAAAGGACUGCCACCCAGGAGAAUGAAAGACAGUUAUAUCGAGGUUCUCUUGCCUUUGGGUAGUCAGCCUGAAUUACGAGAGAAAUACUUGACUGUUCAAAACACCAUCAGAUUUGGCAGGAUUCUUGAGGAUCUUGACAGCCUAGGAGUUCUCAUUUGCUACAUGCACACCAAGAUUCAUUCAGCUAAGGCAUCUCCUCUGUCUAUAGUUACAGCCCUGGUGGACAAGAUUGAUAUGUGUAAGACGAGCUUAAGUCCAGAACAGGACAUCAAGUUCAGUGGCCAUGUCAGCUGGGUUGGGAAGACAUCCAUGGAAGUGAAGAUGCAAAUGUUUCAGUUACACGGCAAUGAAUUUUGUCCUGUUUUGGAUGCAACCUUUGUAAUGGUGGCUCGUGAUUCUGAAAAUCAAGGGCCGGCAUUUGUAAAUCCACUCAUCCUUGAAAGCCCAGAGGAAGAAGAACUCUUUAGACAAGGAGAAUUGAACAAGGGGAGAAGGGUUGCCUUCAGCUCCACGUCAUUACUGAAAAUGGCUCCCAGUGCCGAGGAGAGGACAACCAUACAUGAGAUGUUUCUUAGCACGCUCGAUCCAAAGACUAUAAGUUUUCGAAGUCGAGUUUUACCCCCUCAUGCGGUGUGGAUGGAGGAUUCAAAACUGAAGAGCUUGGAAAUUUGCCACCCUCAGGAGCGGAACAUUUUCAAUCGGAUCUUUGGCGGUUUCCUUAUGAGGAAAGCGUAUGAACUUGGAUGGGCUACUGCUUGUAACUUUGGUGGUUCCCGACCGUUUGUAGUAGCAGUGGAUGAUAUCAUGUUUCAGAAACCCGUUGAGGUUGGAUCACUGCUGUUUCUUUCUUCGCAGGUUUGCUUUACUCGGGACAAUUACAUUCAAGUCAGAGUGCACAGUGAGGUGGCCUCUCUUGCGAAUAAAGAGCAUAUGACCACCAAUGUCUUCCAUUUCACGUUCAUGUCAGAAAAAGAAGUGCCCUUGGUUUUCCCCAGAACCUACGGAGAGUCCAUGUUGUAUUUAGAUGGGCAGCGGCAUUUCAACUCCAUGAGUGUACCGGCGAACUUGAGAAAGGACUACCUUGUGGAGCCCUAGGAAAACCAUGCUUGUUUAAGAGCAGCCCUCCACGGUGGCAUAGUGCCCGGUGAAAGCCCGAUCAAGUGUUUUGGUUUCAGUCUUUAUUCUCAUCCUCUGUUGAGAAGAAGAAUGUAUUCAACCUUUAGGAUGAUCAGCAAAGCAGAACAAGAGAGUGGCUGGGUGGGGCAGAGGAAGAGGGAGUUAUUAAACAAUAAACACUCUGAAGACAAUUUAAAUUAGAAACCUA
This is a messenger RNA of Acinonyx jubatus (cheetah), 1742 nucleotides long. It is a transcript of the gene ACOT9, whose product is annotated as acyl-CoA thioesterase 9. The coding region runs from base 164 to 1513 and encodes 449 amino acids. Gene Ontology annotation, molecular function: fatty acyl-CoA hydrolase activity. Gene Ontology annotation, cellular component: mitochondrion. Gene Ontology annotation, biological process: acyl-CoA metabolic process. Lineage: Eukaryota; Metazoa; Chordata; Mammalia; Carnivora; Felidae. The transcript has 16 exons. The record is from RefSeq and is a predicted model, not a curated record.